GCGCAACGCAGGCCGCGCGCCGGAAGGCCACGGGUGCGGGGUCUGCAGGGAGGAAGCGCUCGGGUCCCUGAGGGCGGGGGUGGCCACGCUGGAGGUCGCCAUGACUACCGAACCCGCGGCCGUCGCGCCAUCGGUACCGUCUCUUGUGGAUCGUUACUUCACUCGCUGGUACAAGGCGGAUGUCAAAGGAAAACCCUGUGAGGACCACUGUAUCCUGCAGCACUCUAACCGAAUAUGUGUCAUCACAUUGGCAGGAUCUCAUCCAGUUCUUCAAAGUGGAAAAACAAUUAAAAGCAUUUCCUAUCAGAUCAGUACCAACUGUAGCAGACUUCAGAACAAGGUCUCUGGGAAAUUUAAGCGGGGGGCACAGUUUCUAACAGAACUUGCACCUCUGUGUAAGAUUUACUGCUCAGAUGGAGAAGAAUACACUGUAUCUAGCUGUGUUAGAGGACGGUUAAUGGAAGUGAAUGAAAACAUUCUCCAUAAACCAUCUAUUCUUCAAGAGAAGCCAUCCACUGAAGGCUACAUUGCAGUUGUGUUACCCAAAUUUGAAGAAAGUAAAAGCAUAACAGAAGGGUUGCUGACACAAGAACAGUAUGAAGAAGUCGUGGGGAAACGCAUUACUGCCACAACAGCUACAACGUGAGGACUGAAUUGGAGUAUAAAGCAUUAGAGUCUUAUCCUUCCUUAUGUGGCCUAAACAAUCAGAACCAGUACAUGUGAAGCAGGGGCAGGAUUAACCAGUAAGCCAGGUACAUACGGGCUUGCUUGUGUUUACUUCCUGAUCUGUAGUGUACAGUUUCACGUGGGUGCACAAAACAGGUGAAAUUGUGCACUAUAGAUUAGUAAGUAAGCACAAGUAAGCCCAUGCGUACCUUGCUUAUUGGGUAAUCAUUUGCUGAUGUGAAACAUACUUCUUCACACCCAGCCAUCCACAGGGGAGGCCUGAGCCUUCACUUACCCUCGUUUUCCCUCUCUGCUGUUUGUAACAAGCCUUGGUUCCCCUUUUAUUUUCUACCUCCCAGAUCUGCCCAUGUACUCUGUUCCUCUCUUGCUUCUUUUCCAACAGCUGGCCGGCAAGGGUUUUUCUGAUUUUUUUUUUUUUUUAAUGCACUUUGAGGAAAAUUUGGGAAACACAAAAGUUUUAAGUAGCAAAGUAAAAAUAAUUUACCCAUCAUCCUGAAGCCCAGAAGUAAAUACUACAUUUUGACAUCUUUCUUUUGGAAUGUUAUAGCAUGGCUGUUGUUUAUGCCUCACUUUCCAUCAGUUUGAAGUUUAAAAAAAAAAAAAAAACCUACUGGUCUUUCUUACCCAACUGCUUCAGUAUGACACUACCAAAAAGUCUAACCACCCCCCGACCCCCAACCUCCCAAGGGACAGUGCACUUUGCUUCCUCAAAUCUCCCUUUAGGCUGUGGAGGAGAGGCAGAGUGUAGAGCGUGCCUUCUCUCCUAAUGCUGCUCGGAUGGCCUUCCUCUCUGAAGCAGAGUCGCAUGGUAGUGCUGUGACUUCUUAAAGAGGGACACGUGAAAAGGCUUUGACAAAUACAAAGGGCUUUCCUAACAUAUGGAAGUGUCAUAAUGUAAUGUUAAGCUGGUUACUGCAAUACAAACUCUGCAGUCCUUCAGUCUCACACUCUAGUUAUGGGGUAACCAGUAAAGAAGUUAACUGAGAACACGUAAUUUAAAGGCACAGGUGCCUUUGAACAGAAUAAAGGCUUUCACAUCAUUUAACCAAAAAAAAAAAAAAAUUACACAUUUAUGAUUUGAGGUUGGGUGCUUAUACUGAAUUUCAAAUAAAAGGACUUUUAAAGUUGUUGUUUUUCCUUAAGGGCUGCAUCACUUACAUAUCUUUAAAUAUAUGUUUUUUAAUAAAAUAAUUAUCAUUUAAUACAGAAGAAA
Loxodonta africana (African savanna elephant) is the source of this 1900-nucleotide messenger RNA. RefSeq names its product actin binding transcription modulator (gene ABITRAM). Bases 101 to 646 code for a protein of 181 amino acids. Gene Ontology annotation, biological process: regulation of actin filament polymerization; regulation of filopodium assembly; dendrite morphogenesis. Gene Ontology annotation, molecular function: actin filament binding; actin monomer binding. Gene Ontology annotation, cellular component: filopodium tip; dendrite; lamellipodium. The record is from RefSeq and is a predicted model, not a curated record. The transcript has 6 exons. NCBI's taxonomy places the organism in Eukaryota, Metazoa, Chordata, Mammalia, Proboscidea, Elephantidae.